This is a messenger RNA of Malania oleifera, 836 nucleotides long. RefSeq lists its product as uncharacterized. The record is from RefSeq and is a predicted model, not a curated record. Bases 106 to 510 code for a protein of 134 amino acids. Lineage: Eukaryota; Viridiplantae; Streptophyta; Magnoliopsida; Santalales; Ximeniaceae. The transcript is spliced from 2 exons.
UCUGUACAAUUCAUAUCACAUAUCUUCAAAGUUAAUUGAUCACCUCAUCGCUAUAGUGGCCUUUGGCGCCUUUGCCUGAUCCAAUAGUACCUCCUCUGUUCUUUCAUGGCCACAACUACUGGUUUCACCAAAACGAAGAUUUUGCUGCUUAGGAAUUGUAGGGGAGUAGGCAGCAGCCGGAGCGUGAGAGAGCUGGCGGGCGUGGCUCGUCCUCCUCACCAUCAUCAUCGUGAGAAUUACAGUGCAGCUGGGACAAUAAUGAAGAGUAGUGAUAAUAAGGAAAACAGCAUCAGCAGUAGUAAUAGUGGUAGCAGUGUGGGAGCAUAUGGGUGCUGGGUUCCUCAUCCUCGAACUGGGAUUUACUUCCCCAGAGGGCAGGAACGGGUGAUGGAGGAUGUGCCCGACGGCGCCGCCUCUCUCCGCGAGACCUACUGGUUUCGGAACAUCGACGGUGUUGACAAACCCGACCUACCGGCUACCGUAUCAUUAACCUCAUCUUCUUCAUCAUGAAUGUGCUUCCUCUGCUUCUAGUCCCCAUUCUAAUUAAUUAACUAAUUCCUACCGUAUCUAUCCAUACAAUUAUAUAUACGGUUAUACGCAUAUAAAUAGGUGGGGGAGAGAGAGAGAGAGAGAGAGAGAGAGAGUGGUGCAACUUUAUAUAUAUAUAUAUAUAUAUAUAUAUAUGUAUGUAUGUAAUAAAUAACGGGAUGAAGUUGUACGUGGGCAUGCAAGGAUGUGCAUGGCAGUGAUUCUGAAGAUGAUGAGAUGUAAUUUCAUGUAAAAUGAUUAUCAGGAAAAUCAAUAUAUAUGAUCCCAUAGUAUGAGAAGCUUUAUUA